Molecule: messenger RNA, 1284 nt
Organism: Danaus chrysippus (African queen)
Lineage: Eukaryota; Metazoa; Arthropoda; Insecta; Lepidoptera; Nymphalidae
Source: the annotation of a GenBank genome assembly
AUGCCAGCAAUUACAUUGACAAUUAAAGUAGUCCUUGCAUUGGUCCAGAAUUCCAAUAUUGUAACUGUUGAUUACUGGAACAAAUGCUAUGAUGCAAUUAGUAAUAAUACUCCAUUACCAAAUGUUGCUAAUUUUGUUCCACACAUAUUAGAAUCAACACUUAAUAAAGAAAAUGUUUCAUUUCUUCCUGACAAGAAGAGAUCCACUAUUUUUGCUGGCAAAAAAUUCAUUUUCUUCAGUAGGAGACAGUUAGAGAUGUAUAAGACUGUUUUGAUAAAGAGUUCAGCUACACCCAUGCUAUUGAGCGAAACAAAAAUGACCAAAUCUGGUCUCUGUGAAAACAAUGUGAUUGUUAUUCAGUAUAAUUUGUCAAAUAUAAGUCAGGAAACUCAAUCACAGCGAGAUCAAAUCAGGGAGAUUAUUGAUUUCCUCAAGAGUAAAGGCAAACGAGUUGUGGCUGAUGCAGAAAUAGGUCUGGCAGUACUAUACUGCUCCAUAAAUAAGUAUUGCAAUCCAGACUUCAAUUUCUCGUUGGAAGUUAUGAAGCAAGCUCCUAUACAGAAUAAAACCAAUAACAUAUUAGCAGUUGAAUCUCAAGAAACUUCACAAGAUGUUUGUAAAAGAGAAAAUAUUUCAAUAGAUGAGAGCUUGACUUCAAAACAAGAUGUAUCACUCAGUCAAAGUACAGAUAAUGUUAGUAUGAAAAGAAAAUUUAAUGAUGACUGUGAUGAUACAAACGGUCUCAAAAGAAAGCGUUUAAAUUUGAGUUUAACAAAAAAAAGACCUUUAGAAGAAACUGAAGUAGAAAAACCAGCAAAAAAAAUUUCUCUUCAAGACAAUGAUGAUGAAGACAUGUUCAAUUUUACAAGUACAAGUAAAACAGUCGCAUCUAUGACAGUAGAUAAUAAAACAAAGAAGUUAAACUUCUCAAAGCCUUUAAAAAGAAAGAAUUCUAUUGAUGGGGAUGAAGACGACUUAUUCAAUUUUGUUAACGAAGAAAAGACCGCUGAUAAAAGCAAUGAUAUUCAGGAAAACAAGACUAAUACGGUACAAACAGUUCCCAUUGAUGAUGAGAUAAGUCAAAGUCUCAAUAUUAAUGCUAUGAGAGGUUCAAAAUUAGUUGAAUUAGAGAAACUAAAUGCUGAUUUAGAACUGAAUGCUGGUCUUAAUAAAGUGAAGAAGGAAGAUAUAUCAGAAAUAGAUGAAAAAUUGAGUAAUAUUGACUUAGGAUGCACUACACUAAUUGUAUGUAAGGAUCUUGAAGUGAAAAGAGAACCAUUAUAA